AGCCAGCGCUAGCCGAGCGCGACUUGCAACGGGGAGCACUCUCGAGCUCUUAGUCUUAGACGGUGCAAAAUUUCGGAGGCCGUGCCCGUGCUGGCCUCUAAAUACCUGAACAUGAUUGUUAUGCCAUACUUCUCGUUGGGAAACAGUCCUAAGAACGCAACCCGCCUCUUUCUUCCGUAAUUUCUCCGAUGAUUUACUUCAGUAGCUCGGUAUUUACAAAUAACAAUCCAGGAUUUGACAAAGACAAAGUUGAACUUGUUUACAUGUGUGGAAGGACGCCAACUAGCGUUGGAUGCACUUGGAGAGGCCAUCAUGGAUAUGCAGAAGUGGUAUCUACAAUUUAUAUUGCUAUUGAUCUUGAUCUUCAAUGGAGUAGUAUGUCCAAAUGGUGAACUAAUGUGUCAAUAUCAAGGCAAUGAUGGUAUGAGAGGAUUUUUAGUGAAUAUGGCCGAAGAUGAUCAGCUAGACGUGUACUCUGAUGAAGUCGCACCACGUGUUCAAAUUGAUGCUCGUGCGAACGUAUCAUGCGGUACUCAACAUAAAGGGAAAUUCUCCUUUGAGCUUGUCGGUCAAAAGGAAUGGCAAAUUCUUCUUCGUUUAUCUCCGACAGACGUCAGUGAUGACGUCAUCGUCGAAGCCUCCAAUGGGCAUGAUGUUCAUAGUAUCUCGAGAGAAAACCACCAAUCCGGUUAUCCGAUGUAUCUGCUCUCAGAGACCAAUCUGAAGAUUUUUUCUGAUUUUAAAAGUCGAGGAGAUUCAAACAGGGGGUUUAUGCUCAAUGUCCGGGCAGUCAAAGUAGUUGAACAACAUUAUCUACAACAUUCGACGUCCUGUUACAACCAGGAAAGGGAUGGCCAAUCUGGUGCUUGGAUAUAUCGAGUCACCUGUGAUGAUAUCCAUCCCACUUACGACAGUGUGCUCAUAUCAUAUCGGCAAGGCCCAGGGAUGUCAGACACUGGAUACAAAACAGUUAUGUGCGAGAAAUUUCAUGAUGAUCUUCCCGGCACCUCCGUCAUGCCGUGGAUUGACACCUGGCCGAAUUUAUCAUGCUUUCGUAAUUCAAAUAAAUUAGUGAUGGUCGUUGUCUCAGCACAAAAGCAGAUGGUAUCCGACGUCAUAAUAGAAAUGAUCAUCUAUCGCGGUUCCGGUGAAAAUAGUGAAAGGAGAGCUACACUGAUCAUUGUACAAAUUGUCGUUGUCAUCGCAGCUGUCUUGAUACUUGUGGCAUUCACGGUAUAAACGAAG
Lytechinus pictus (painted urchin) is the source of this 1245-nucleotide messenger RNA. RefSeq lists its product as uncharacterized. The transcript has 8 exons. Bases 313 to 1239 code for a protein of 308 amino acids. Lineage: Eukaryota; Metazoa; Echinodermata; Echinoidea; Temnopleuroida; Toxopneustidae. The record is from RefSeq and is a predicted model, not a curated record.